CAUCAUUUUUCUUCUUUUUUUGUUAUUAUCGUUAGUAGUCUAGUUUGAACAACCUUUUUACCCAUAUACCUCCCUACAUCAAUCUAGAGUCUUGCAAGCCUUCUCUUCGUGGUUCGAUCCCCCACUCAUCACUACACCAGUUGUAGGUGUAUUAAGGUGUUGAUAAAUUAUUGUUUUCAUAGCUUGGUCUUUAGUUAAAGACGCUAAAAUCAGGUUAUCACUGACUCCUACCUCACAGACGAUGAUGUGCUGAGGUAUGCAGUCGAGCCCCCUCUUAGGCCCCCUUCGCGUCUCACACCCUCUUUACGCACGAAUAUCACCCUUACAAAAGCGUCCAAGCCUCUCCGUCAUCGCGACCAGAUGAUGAGGACUCUGAAUAUGAAUAUGAAAUUAUGUCCUCCCUAGGUCAUAUCGAGGCUAGACAUGACCAAGUCCUCACCACCCAAGCCCAUCACACUGCCCAACACAAUCAUCUUGAGCAAAACUUCGAAAGGGUAGGAUACUCAUGGUAUGACUUUGCCUACCGCUCCCACAUGGUUGGCGAAGCAUGACAACCCCCUCUUGGUACCCCCCGUCAUGAAAACUAUUAUGAAGUAUCUUUAAGUCAUUGGUUUGAUAAGCUGCGUGUGGGUAAGCGUAGGUUCAACAAUUUCACCCCUCCAGCCCCUAGAACGGCUGUUAGGGGAGACUAUGGGAUGGAUAUCAAUGCCGAGGAAGAAGAAGAGGGUGAGAAAGAGCACGUAGACCCUCAGGAUGGGGGUUUCAUAGGCGAUGAGUAGUGUGUAUCUUUUAGGCCUCUUUUAGCAUAAAAGAUGAUUUCAGGACAGCUUCUGGGGUACAUCCUUUGUCCUCAACUCAUCGUUUUGUUGUUUAAUUUUUGGUCUUUUGCUUUGUAUAAUUGUUGGUCUUGUUGUCGUGUUGGUUUUACUUUGGUUAUUGGUUGGUUUUUGUUUCUUGGUAUUGUUUUCAGGUUCUUCUACUCUCAUCCUAGUGAUGAGUUUGAAUUGAUAUGUGGCUCCUUAUACUCUCAUCUGUGCGAUGAUUUUCAUCUGCUGAAUCUGCUUAAUCAUCAUGGAGAGUGCGUGUUUCACUUACUUCUUGGUGUUUUCAAAAAUUUCAAGGUCAAUUGUGUUGUGUUCGAGGCUUAGGCACUCAUACCAAGGGUUAGACGCGCAUAUCGAAGUUUUGACAUGCAUUCCAAGUCACUCCAUCAAUCUCCGUGAAGUUCGGAGGCUCUUAGACACUUCAACAAAUACAUUCGCUAGUGUAGUUUAUUUUGCUCUUAAGCUUUCCUUAGUUCAUUAACUUUAGUUUUUAUAGUUUAUGCUUUAAUCUUCGUGUCUCCAAGUUUCUACUUUCUUGCAUUGACUUCAAUCUUGGUUUAUGAAUCUUCAC
Molecule: messenger RNA, 1395 nt
Organism: Amaranthus tricolor (Joseph's coat)
Lineage: Eukaryota; Viridiplantae; Streptophyta; Magnoliopsida; Caryophyllales; Amaranthaceae
Exons: 2
Coding region: 813-1148 (111 amino acids)
Source: RefSeq, a predicted model, not a curated record